Molecule: messenger RNA, 2090 nt
Organism: Fopius arisanus
Lineage: Eukaryota; Metazoa; Arthropoda; Insecta; Hymenoptera; Braconidae
Product: probable cytochrome P450 49a1
Exons: 10
Coding region: 178-1722 (514 amino acids)
Molecular function (GO): iron ion binding; monooxygenase activity; heme binding
Source: RefSeq, a predicted model, not a curated record
AUCGCCUUCGUGUUAGCGAAUUGUUAUGGGGUUUAAGUUUUCACUAUCGGGCCGGUGAACAGUAUAAUGGUCUGAUCUCAUUUCUGUGUCUCUAUCCAUGGUAGGAACUCAUCCGAGUGAGUAGUCUUUAAUUUUCUCCAUGGAAAGAUCAGUUUUCUCUCCAAUUGUUUGAUAAACAUGACAAUCGCGAUUAAUUUGUCAGUGAAAACUGUUUUAAUAAGAAAUAUUUUUACAAGAAAUUUGUGUGCUUUUGCACCAGUGUUCGAUGAAAACGUUUUGUCUCAUGUUCGUCCAUAUUCAGAACUUCCCGGUCCCAAACCAAUCUUCUUUUUUGGAAACACCUGGAGAUUUAUUCCAUUCAUUGGCGACUUCAACAUUCAAGAAAUCGACAAAGUAUCAAGCCGUCUAUAUCGUGAUUAUGGAGACAUUGUGAAGGUCAGUGGACUGAUGGGCCGUCCAGACAUGGUGUUCCUCUAUGAUGCUAAUGAGAUAAAACGAAUUUUCAAGCAAGAAGAAAAAAUGCCCUAUCGUCCUUCAAUGUCGUCUCUAAAUUAUUACAAGCAUGUCCUCAGGAAAGAUUUCUUCACUAACGCCUGCUCUGGAGUGAUCGCUACUCAUGGCGAAGGUUGGUACCAAUUUCGCACUAAGGUACAGCAAGUUAUGCUCCAACCCCGAAUAGCCAACAUGUAUAUUGGUAACAUCGAAGAAGCAAGUAUUGCAUUCUUGAAAAGGAUUAGGAUGAUAAAGGAUUACAAAGACGAGGUUCCUGACGAUUUCAUUAACGAAAUCAAUAAAUGGGCUCUGGAGUCUAUUGCACAUGUUGCACUUGAUGUUAGGCUUCGUUGUAUGGACGAAAGUGCUAAUGUUGAUACCCAAAAGCUGAUUACUGCUAUUCACACAGUCUUUACUAAUGUCGGAAUCUUGGAAUUGAAAAUUCCAUUUUGGAAGGUUUGUAGAACACCCACAUGGAACGCUUGGGUGGAAGCAUUGGAUAAUAUAUUUAAUUUUGCAACGAAAUAUACAGAAAUAGCUUUAGAGAAAUCUAAAAAUCGUAUCAAAGGAUCUGAGUUGUCACUCUUGGAACGAGUUCUCAAAAUGGACGUUAACAAUGGGCAUAAAUUAGCAGCGGUUCUCGCAUUAGAUCUAUUUCUGGUCGGUGUUGAUACGACUGCCACUGCUGUUGGUUCAAUAUUGUAUCAACUAGCACGUAAUCCGGAGAAGCAAGCGAUUUUGUACGAUGAGUUGAUGCAAAUUCUGCCACGAGAGGAUAUGCAAAUUAAUUGUAAACAUUUGCAGGAUUUGAAGUAUGUGAAGGCAUGCAUUAGAGAAACAUUGAGAAUGCACCCUGUUGUGAUUGGCAAUGGCCGUUGCAUGACCAGAGACACCAUAAUAAAAGGCUACCGAAUUCCAAAAGGCGUGCAAGUUAUAUUCCAACAUUAUGUCAUUAGCAAUCAAGAAAAAUACUUUGCGAACAGCAAUGAAUUCUAUCCAGAACGGUGGCUGCAGGAAAACACAUCACGGCAUGCAUUUGCAUCCUUACCAUUUGGAUAUGGCAGACGAAUGUGUCUUGGAAAACGAUUUGCUGAUCUUGAACUGGUCAUGGUCAUAAGCAAGAUUCUGCAGAAGUUCAAACUGGAAUAUCAUCAUCGGGAUUUGGAUUAUCAUAUUAAUCCUCUCUAUACACCCAAAGGCCCAUUGAAAAUUAAAUUCAUAGCGAGAUAAGAAUAAACAUGUAGAAUAAGAUACACACGAAAAUUUGACAUUUUUAAAAUAGAUUUAUUGAAUGUAUGAAAAUUAUAUAACAUUUUUUUAAUAAAUAUCCGUUACAAUUUCAAUUCACAUAUUUCUGGACGGUAUUUGAACUGUAUCUUAUACAUUUUCCUAUAUCAUACAUGAAACUGUGAAUCACCCGAUAAUCUAUACGGAACGAGUUAUUUAGUUAAUUUUACGAUUUUUAAAUCGUGAAAUUGCAUGGGUAGAAUUAGAACGGUGGACCAUAAUGAAGGAUUUGGCCAUUUUACGAUGGUCAAUCUUAAUUUGAAAGUAAAAAAAAAUAGCUCCAAAUCAAUUCCUUUUUUUUUAUUACAUUG